Molecule: messenger RNA, 3120 nt
Organism: Pecten maximus
Lineage: Eukaryota; Metazoa; Mollusca; Bivalvia; Pectinida; Pectinidae
Biological process (GO): monoatomic anion transport; transmembrane transport
Molecular function (GO): transmembrane transporter activity
Source: RefSeq, a predicted model, not a curated record
GGCACGAAACCUACAUCGCCGACAACCCUUUGUGUGCUAAUAACCGUAAAGGACGUGUUCAGCCAAAACUUUAGGCUGUAGAUGGCUAAACACCUUCGGGGAAAAGUGAAUGGAAGAGCUCUUUCUCACGUGAUGAAGUUAUUUUUAGAAUAUCAGAGUUAAAACUACCAAAACAACCGCCACGUGUGCAGUGCUAAAUUGUAAACAGACACCGAGUGUUUCGUCACUAUUUCGUCAUCUUGUUCACGUGUAAAACAACAAUAACGAAUCGUGUAAGCGGUGAAAAUGACUAAAACUGAAUAUCGUGUGGGAAAUACAGAGGAUGAAGAACUACAGUUUGACACUGAAAAGGUACCAUGGUGGACCUCGAAACGUCUACAGCUGGCCAUCCUCGGGUUUUUCGGCUUCAUCAAUGUGUAUACACUUAGAGCCAAUAUGAGUGUUGCCGUUGUGUGCAUGGUCAACUGGACAGCGCUACAUGAAACCCAAGGAAACUCUUCCAAGGAAAAUACGAAUCAAGUUAUGUCUAGUAGCUGUGGCCUUGUGUCGGCUGGUUCCAACGUCACCAAAGCACCCAAGUUUGAGGAUGGAGAAUUCGACUGGAAUGAAGAUAUACAGGGUUCAGUCCUUGGUGCAUUUUUCUGGGGCUAUCUAGUCACACAAAUCCCAGGAGGAUGGGUCGCCACGCGAUUCGGAGGCAAGAAAGUAUUUGGUGUCAGCAUGCUGGCAGCCUCUGUAGCUACUUUCAUCACCCCUGUGGCAGCCCAGACUAGCUACAUAUUCCUGAUUGUGUUGCGCAUCAUCCUUGGAAUAUGUUCAGGAGUAACAUUUCCAGCCAUGCAUGCCCUCUGGGGAAGCUGGGCUCCGCCAUUGGAAAGAAGUAAACUUACAGCAUUCACAUAUGCAGGUGCACAGCUAGGGAACGUUAUUACAUAUCCACUGUCAGGGAUGUUGUGUAAAUACGGAUUUGCUGGAGGCUGGCCAUCCAUAUUCUAUGUAUUGGGGAUGGUGAACGUGGUGUGGGUAGUAGUAUGGUGGAUUCUGGCCAGUGACAGUCCGAUGGAACAUAAAGGUAUCACUAAGGAGGAGAGAGACUAUAUCACUCACGCCCUGGCAGAAUCGACACACAAAGAAUCAGGCAAGAAGAUUGAUGUCCCCUGGCUGAAGAUUUUUACGUCUGGCCCAGUUUUUGCCAUUAUCUGUGUGAACGUCAUGUCGGACUGGGGGGCCUACACUCUGCUUGCUAAUAUUCCGCUCUACCUUAAGGAGGUGCUCAAGUUUGAUAUCACCACGAACGGUCUGUACUCUGCCCUGCCGUAUAUUGUUUUCUGGGCUGUGAUCAACAUUGGUGGGUGGUUAGCGGACUUCAUGAUGAGGAGAUGUUUCACUGUUACCAUCACAAGGAAGUCUGUCAACACAUUUGGUAUGAUAAUGCCCGCCCUGAUGCUCAUUGGCUUAGGUUAUGUGGACUGCAGUUCUCCAAUCCUGGCAAUAGCUCUACUGACGCUCGCUGUAGGAUUGAGUGGAUUCCAGUACAGUGGCUGGCUCGUCAAUCAUGUAGACAUUGCUCCAGCUUACGCUGGAAUUCUUUUUGGAAUAUCAAACUCUAUUGCCUCGGUCACAGGAUUUGUCAGCCAGCAAGUUGUUGCUGCCAUCAGAAAAAUGGAGGGAAUGGAGAUGCGAUCUCAAUGGCAGAUUGUCUUUUAUGUGGCUUGUGGCAUGUACACAUUUGGAGCACUCAUAUUUAUUCUUUUGGGAAGUGGAGAGCUUCAGCCAUGGGCAAUGGAGAAAAAGAGCCCAGAAGAUGAAGAGCUUCACUGUGAUAUAGAGUUAAACCAAGUUGUCAGAAAAGAGUCAUCGGAAAACAACGGUGAAAUUGCAGCUAUAGCAUAAUGUGUGCUAGCUAAUAGGCAUUUUGUUGUUAAGGUUUUGCCAAAUCAGCUUAAGGUAUGAUUUUGCUAAAUUGAAUAUUUGUUAUAUAAUAUGACCAAUUUCAGACAUUGUAUGAUUUUUACGAUUAAACAAAUGAUUGUUAAAAGUUUGCCAAUUUAAAAUUGUUGAUAUUACACAUAUAUGAUUGUUAGAAAUCUAGGCCAGUUUGAACUUAAGUUAUAUAAGAAUUUGUAAUUUCACAAUUGUGAUAUGAUUAUGAAAAUUUAACUAAUUUCACUGUGAUUUCUACCAAAUGAUCAAUGUUUAUAUCACUACUGGGAUAUAAUGAUUAAAAUUGAUUUAAGAAUUGAUUUAAACAGAUUAUAAGCAAAUGCCAUUACUGUGAUGAACUGUGCAGGGUACAUAUAGGCCUAAUUUUUUUUGUUGAUGUUUAUAAACCGAUGUGAUAUCUUAUAAUUAUACCACAUUAGAUAAAUCAUGAAACAUGUUUUUAAAGUAAAUCAGGUUGAAUUUUUAAUUACUUCAUACUUCUAAUAAUUGAUUAUAUGAAAUACAUAUUAACAAAAUGCUUUAAGAUAUGAAAAGAUUCAGAAUAAAUUAAGGGUCAAUGAUCUCCAUCAACAGAAAAUUCUUCAUAUUUAUGAUGAGUUAUAAUAAAAGUCCGGAGAUUAGAUAUUAAUCAAAUGAAAUUGUUAUUUGAAAUAUUAGACUGUAAUGUUCCUCUAUAAUAAGAAAUUCCAUAUAUUAUCUUGGAUCAAUUUAUUUCUUCUCAGAUUGUGUUCAAUUGCAAAAGGUGACACUUUUUUUCUGAGUGGAAAACUCUCUUAUUUAAACUUCACUACUCAAUAAUCUUGAAAUCCUUUAAGCUACAGGUUUCCAUACUUUUAUCUCUCAAUUAACAAAGAGCAUUCAAAAGCACCACCUUAUGUACAAAAAUAACACAAUGUUCUCUAGUUUAAGUUUAUUUUGUCGUGGUAACUAUCCAAGUGUCUCUAAGUCAGAUUAAUCAACCGUACAAAUGAAGUAUAUUUUCAGAUCUUUUGAUAAAUUAUGAAAGGAUUCAAUAUACUUCAAUAAAUAUCAAUUUUAAUCAAAAUAAGAUAUUAGUAUACAUUUUUCAUGACGCAUGCUGUGCAUUUGUAAUUCUGCAAAACGACAUUGUGUUCAGUUGAGAUGUUUUGUGUGUAUGUUGGAAGCCUACUAAAUAAGGCUGUCAUUUGUGUGUUU